Messenger RNA from Impatiens glandulifera, 2127 nucleotides. Its product is annotated as pentatricopeptide repeat-containing protein At4g21065-like. Gene Ontology annotation, biological process: RNA modification. Lineage: Eukaryota; Viridiplantae; Streptophyta; Magnoliopsida; Ericales; Balsaminaceae. The record is from RefSeq and is a predicted model, not a curated record. Gene Ontology annotation, molecular function: RNA binding; protein binding; zinc ion binding. Bases 197 to 2083 code for a protein of 628 amino acids. The transcript has a single exon.
ACAUAUGCAUAUCAGCCGGCCGGCAGUCGGCUAUAUUUUAUUAAUGAUGAAUCGAUCGGUGUGACGAAUUCGGCACCAUUAUUGGGUUCCUCAUUCUUCAUUCGUGUUUCAAAUUUGAAAAGGGUAGUUUGAUUUUAGCUGUUCGCAUCUUUGGAAGUAUGCCGCCGUGAUUUACUUAUUUCCGGCAGAUUAUCAGAUGCUGCUGCUUCAAGCCGGAGCAAAGAUAAAGAGGGGAUCAUCAAUCUCUAACUGGGUAUCUUCUUUUACUUACUUAUUAUCUCCUCAGCACCAAUUUGAGUUCAAGUUUCAUUCAUUCCCAUCACCCGUUGUUGAGAAUACAUACUCAGCUGAUCUCUGUUCUAACGAUGCAAUUAAUUAUGCGGCUAUCCUUCGGUCCUGCAUUGCCCGAAGGGCAAUCGACCCAGGAAAGCAAGUUCAUGCGCAUAUGUUGAUUACUGGACGAGGCUAUAACAUAGAUUUAGCGACCAAGCUGGUGAAUUUAUACUGUGUCUGUGGCUACUUGUCAGAUGCACACCACCUGUUUGAUAAAAAUCCUAAAAAAAAUAUUUUUCUCUGGAAUGUGUUGAUACGUGGGUAUGCUUGGAACGGUCCUUACAAUGUUGCGAUCUCUCUUUACUAUCAAAUGAUCGAUUAUGGUCUCAAACCUGAUAAUUUCACAUUCCCGUUCGUUCUUAAGGCCUGCUCAGGUUUGUCUAAUGUUGAAGUGGGAAGGGAUGUUCAUGAGAAUGUGGUGAGAACUGGAUGCCAAAACGAUAUAUAUGUUGGAGCAGCUUUAAUCGAUAUGUAUGCUAAAUGUAGCUGCACUAGUGAUGCUCGUCGAGUUUUCGAUAAUAUUCGAGUUAGAGACGUUGUACUGUGGAAUUCUAUGUUAGCUGCUUACUCCCAAAAUAGUUGCCCCGAAGAAUGCUUGUCUCUUUGUGGGGAGAUGGCUACGUUUGGUUUGAGACCGACUGUCGCAACUCUCAUAACCGCAAUCUCGGCUUCUGCUGAUUCUGCCGCACUUACACAAGGCAGGGAGCUUCAUGGGUUUAGUUGGAGACAAGGAUUCCAUUUCCAAGACAAAGUGAAGACUGCUCUUGUAGAUAUGUAUGCAAAGAGUGGUUCUGUCAAAAUCGCUCGAGUUUUAUUCGAUCGGCUAAUGGAGAAAAGGACGGUUUCAUGGAAUGCGAUGAUUACUGGCUACGCUAUGCACGGCCAUUCAAACGAGGCGCUUGACUUGUAUAGACAGAUGACUCAUCCGGAUCAUGUGACUUUCGUAGGAGUUCUCCAGGCUUGUAACAGGGGAGGUUUCCUGGAAUUAGGUCGGAGUCUUUUCGAUUCGAUGGUACGAGAUUAUCGUAUUGAGCCGACUGUUCAGCAUUACACGUGCAUGGUUGAUCUUUUCGGCCAUUGCGGUGAAUUCGACGAAGCUUAUGGUCUUAUAAAGAAGAUGACAGUUGAACCGGAUGCUGGCGUGUGGGGGGCUUUGUUGAAUUCUUGUAAGAUUCACGGCAAUGUUGAAUUGGGGGAGGUUGCGUUAGAGAGGCUCGUUGAGCUAGAACCGGAUGAUGCGGGUAAUUACGUAAUUUUGUCGAACCUUUACGCUCAGAAGGGGAGAUGGGAAGGAGUUGCGAAAUUGAGGAAGAUGAUGACGGAUCGAGGUUUGAAGAAGAGCGUGGCUCGGAGUUGGAUUGAAGUGAGGAAUUCGGUUCACUCGUUUCUCUCGGGAGAUGUUUCUCAUCCUUUGUCGGAUGAGAUUUACGCGGAGUUGGAUAGAUUGGAAGGGUUAAUGGCGGCCGCAGGUUAUGUUCCCAAUACGUCGCAAGUUUUUCACGACGUCGAGGAUGAUGAGAAGACUCGGUUGGUGUGCGGUCAUAGCGAAAGGUUGGCGAUUGCGUAUGGGCUUAUAAGUACGCCUCCGGGUAGUAGGCUUUUGAUAAGUAAGAAUCUUCGGGUUUGUGAAGACUGUCAUGUAGCUAUUAAGUUUAUUUCGAAAAUCAAAGGAAGGGAGAUAACGGUUAGGGAUGUUAAUCGAUAUCAUCAUUUUAAAGAUGGGUUAUGUUCUUGUGGUGAUUAUUGGUGAUUUUGAAGUGGAUAUUCUCACACAUAUUCAAUCUUUUGUGUGAA